AACAUUGUCCACGAUCAGCUGAGCUCUAACAUGACUUGGACCUCCCUCAGCCUUAGUCUGAUAGAUACUUGCUGGUUCUUUCUGGCUCUGUGUUUCCUUGUAGCUUUUAUCGUUCACAAAGCCUCAGCCCAGCUGCCGGGAGAGUACCGGAAGUCCAGUCCGUUCACAUUGUUUCAGGAUCUGAUUCGCUACGGCAAAACCAAACAGAAGCUGCACCGAGCACAAUGGUUGCGAGUGUUUGACGUCCCGAAACGGUGGUUUUGGCACUUUUAUGCCAUCUCUAUUUGCUGGAAUAUUUUCCUUCUGCUGUUGUCUUUCAACUUCAUCUACCAGCUGCAGUCAUACCCAUCAUGGCUGACUGGGAUGUUGGAGAUUUUAACUGGUGUACCCAGUUCUUUUGGCCAAGCCCCGCAGCUGUCCACGGUCCUGGUGCAGCUGCUGCUGUGUGUCCACUCCCUCAGGAGGCUGCUGGAGUGUCUGUUUGUCAGCGUGUUUUCUGAUGGGGCCAUGCAUCUGGUGCAGUAUUUGUUUGGCCUGGGGUAUUACAUUGUGCUGGGAUUGACUGUGCUUUGCUCGGAUCGCACGGCAAAAGGUCCUGGGACUCUCCUCUCUCGCUCGGAUUGGAUUCGUGCGGCCGGAUUUGCUCUCUUCGUCGCGGCCUCUCUCCUGCAGCAUCAGUCUAUAGUCCUGCUGGCUGGGCUACGCAAAGGAAAGUCAGGAAGAGUGGAGACUCUGGCUCACCGGGUGCCAGAAGGGGGCUGGUUCAAGCUGGUUUCCUGUCCUCAUUACUUCGCCGAACUGCUCAUUUACGUCUCGCUGGGCUUCGCUCUCGGCGGGUUCUCUUUCACCUGGUGGCUGGUGGUCCUUUACGUGCUCUUCAACCAGGCACUGGCUGGACAGCUUUGUCACGACCUCUACGUCAGCAAGUACGAGUCGUACCCAAAGCACAGGAGAGCUUUUAUACCUUUUGUGCUCUGAGCUCUCUGCAACUGCAAAUAGGCAGAAGAUUCUGAUACAAGAUGCAAACAAUGGACCUUAAAUCAGUGUUGUUAUUACUGUCCGAUCUUGUUUUAUACAUGACAUACAUGAACACAUGAAUUUUUUUAUGUUACGCCAACAUGGGUUUACUUGUUACAACAUUUCAUAUUAUUGUAGUUGAAGUUGAAACUUAUUUAUAAAGAUGUAAAACAAUU
This is a messenger RNA of Xiphophorus maculatus (southern platyfish), 1193 nucleotides long. RefSeq names its product steroid 5 alpha-reductase 3 (gene srd5a3). Gene Ontology annotation, molecular function: 3-oxo-5-alpha-steroid 4-dehydrogenase activity. Bases 31 to 978 code for a protein of 315 amino acids. Lineage: Eukaryota; Metazoa; Chordata; Actinopteri; Cyprinodontiformes; Poeciliidae. The transcript has 5 exons. Gene Ontology annotation, biological process: polyprenol catabolic process; dolichol-linked oligosaccharide biosynthetic process. The record is from RefSeq and is a predicted model, not a curated record. Gene Ontology annotation, cellular component: endoplasmic reticulum.